AGCAACAUGCAUCAGAACGAAGACUCUGUGAUCGGCUACUCAACCUUAGCAGCCCAAAACAAAGCACAUACGGAUCCGUUAAAGAAUUUUGCCUUUUAUGAUUAAAAAGGGCGUUAAUUAAUCAUGGGCAAAAAGCAUAAAAAACACAAGUCGGAGAAGCACGCGUAUGAAGAGUACACGGAGAAGCCACUGAAGCUGGUCCUGAAGGUGGCGGGGAAUGAGGUGACCGAGUUGUCCACGGGGAGCUCCGGCCACGACCACGACGACCACGACAAGGACAAGCACCGGGACAAGAAGAAGAAAAAGAAGAAGAAGGGGGACAGGGAGAGGAGCAGCCCGGCGCCGUCCCCCGACGACAAACGGAAGAAGAAGAUGACAAAAAAGAAAAAGGGACAGGACUCAGUGGACACAGACUGGGAAGAGAGGGAACAGAGUCACACGCCUAUUCGAUCAGAUCCCACCCAGGACAAACACCUGACCCCGUCCAUCGGCCAGGUAGAAGAAAAAGAACAGAGUCCCCUGCAGGAGGCGCUGUCACAGCUCAUCAGGCAGCUGCAAAGGAAGGACCCCAGUGCAUUCUUCUCCUUCCCGGUGACAGACUUCAUUGCUCCAGGCUACUCCAUGAUUAUCAAGAGGCCCAUGGACUUUAGCACAAUGAAGGAGAAAAUAAAAAAAGACUAUUAUCAGUCCCUGGAGGAGCUGAAGGCAGAUUUUAAGAUUAUGUGUGAGAACGCAAUGAUAUACAACAAGCCCGAGACCAUUUACUACAAGGCUGCAAAGAAACUUCUCCACUCUGGCAUGAAAAUACUGAGUGAGGAGAGGUUACAGAGCCUGAAACAGAGCAUUGAGUUUAUGGCUGACCUGGAAAACACCAAAAAUGAGGAGGGGGAGGCAGAGAAGGAAGGAACCUCCACCCUGGACCAGUCCAAAGACAGCCAGGUGGCCAUGGACACCAGCGAGACCACCCAGUCACCGAGAAGGAUUCUCAGGGACACGCCCAGGCAGGAUAAGGACCCCAAGGAGGAAUCUCUGAGGAGCAUUGGUCAGGCUGAGAAGGAGCUAGAAGAAAUCAAGAAGAUCAUUGAGGAUUCUGGUGGCAAAUUGUCUAAUAGGGACCUUCAGACUGAGCUGGAGUUUGAGAGGCGGAAGUCUGACGGGACAACCACACUGGGGAUCUUGAACCCAGCCGACCUGAUAGCCGGAGAUAACGGCUACUGCCCGGUGAAACUGGGGAUGAUGAUGGGGAAGCUGCACAGCGGCAUCAACACCCUGCAAGGCUUCAAAGAGGACAAGAGGAACAAGGUGACCCCAGUGGCCUAUAUGAACUACGGUCCGUUCAGUUCCUAUGCUCCGGUUUACGACUCCAGCUUCGCCAACGUGAGUAAAGAAGACUCCGACCUGAUCUACUCCUUUUACGGCGACGAGUCCAGCCUCCAAGGUUCAGAAAGCUUGUCUGAAUUUCUGUCAAAGAGUGAAGAAUACAUGGGCAGAUUAGCAGACAACAUUUUGGAUGCCUUGACACAUGGGGAACACACAAAAGCAUUGCUGGAAGUGAACACGACUAACCAGGCAGAUGAUGAUCCGGUAGAUGGAGAAGAAACGAUGAAAGACGUGGAGAUAAUUGAAGCUGAAUCCAGCAGCAGAAGCAGCCUGACCUCACUGAACUCAGUGCUGGGGCUGGACCUCGAGCCCCCAAACUUCUCCUCUGAAGAUGCCAAGCUGUUCCAGCAGAAGCUGGAUGAGACCACCAUGCUGCUGCGGGAACUUCAGGAGGCCCAGAAUGAGCGUCUGAGUGCCAAGCCACCCCCCAACAUGAUCUGCCUGCUGGCUCCCAGCGCCAGGGAGGUGGAGCUGGCUGAGAAGGUAACAGGCAAUCUGGCACACCUGGCCAGUCGGGUUACGCCGGGUGACGUGAGCAGCGUGUACGGGAUCAGGAGAGCCAUGGGGAUUUCACUGCCCUCUGGUGGACUGGAGGAGAGUCUCAUUGACCUCACUACAGUGUCGGACGUGGCAGAGCCAGCGGACAUCUUGCCAGUGAGGGAAGAGGAGAUGGCCACCGCCAUAGCAGUCUGACGCUGGCUGAAAGUCUUUAUGAACAGGGAGAGCUUUAAAUGCUAUUGUACAGAGGGUACUUAGGGUUCUUUUUAUGUUUCUAAGCAUUUUACAAAAUAAACCCCUUUUUUAAAUAA
This is a messenger RNA of Brienomyrus brachyistius, 2189 nucleotides long. It is a transcript of the gene brd7, whose product is annotated as bromodomain containing 7. The record is from RefSeq and is a predicted model, not a curated record. Bases 124 to 2073 code for a protein of 649 amino acids. Gene Ontology annotation, cellular component: nucleus. Lineage: Eukaryota; Metazoa; Chordata; Actinopteri; Osteoglossiformes; Mormyridae. Gene Ontology annotation, biological process: regulation of transcription by RNA polymerase II. The transcript has 17 exons.